Molecule: messenger RNA, 1383 nt
Organism: Cydia fagiglandana
Lineage: Eukaryota; Metazoa; Arthropoda; Insecta; Lepidoptera; Tortricidae
Exons: 5
Coding region: 14-1222 (402 amino acids)
Source: RefSeq, a predicted model, not a curated record
UUACGGGCGAAAUAUGGGGCGAUUCAAGGCUUUGGGUAUAUUAGCUCUAAUAGCGUCAACAUACGCCCUACCAACCCCGCAACCCCAGUGCCCGUGCGAGGCGUCACGGCAACCACCAUGCCCGUGCAAUUCUUGCCCGUCUUGCCCGCCCCGGCCUUGCCCGUACGACCCUUCUCCAUCACCUUGCCCGUACGAUCCUUCUCCGUCACCUUGUAACCCGGGCAACCUGUCGCCAUGCCCGUAUAACCCGGGCAACCCCUUCAACCAGGACAACAUAUUCAACCCGGGCAACCCGUCGCCAUGCCCGUAUAACCCGGGCAAUCCAUUCAACCCGGGCAACCCCUCGCCAUGCCCGUAUAACCCGAGCAACCCGUUCAACCCGGACAACAUAUUCAACCCGGGCAACCCGUCGCCUUUCCCGUAUAACCCGAGCAACCCGGGCAAUUCAUACGGGCCAACCUACCCGUUGUGGACCGGACCUACACCUACCAGGUGUGGUGAUGGUCCCAUAAGGGCGACGAAUCCCCGCAGCGAGGUGCCUAGUUCGCUGCAGACUGCGGGCUUCAGGGCCAUGAGAGUUCCAGGAGGCACGUUCUAUAUGAAGCCAUCAGCUAAUGUGGUAAUCCAGCUUCCGCCGAUCCUCGUGCAGCCGUCACCGUUGAGCCCUAUCCAGCCGCCACCGAUUGUAGUGAGGCCACCACGCCAGCCCCCCAUCACCCCACCACCGGUGCUCGUUCGACCACCACGGCUACCGCCAAUCACCCCACCGCCAAUCACUGUGAGACCGCCACAGCCGCCGCCAAUAUCCCCCCCACCUAUCGUAGUGCGACCGCCUAGGCUUGCACCAAUACUGCCAGAACCCAUCAGGGUCAAUCCACCACAGCUUCCAGAUAUUUGUCCGCCACCAUUCGUCAUUAGAGUACCGCGACUACCGACGCUACAACCUCCAAUAAUCAGUGUACCGAUCGGCGGUUGUGGAAGUAAUCAGUAUAACCGUUUUAUCCCGUUUAGCCCAUGCAACCCUGGUAACCCGUGCAAUCCGGUCAACCCAUGCAACCCUUGUAAUCCGUGCAACCCAUGCAAUCCGGUUAGCCCGUGCAACCCUUGUAACCCGGGCCACCCGUGCAAUCCAUACCCGAGUCCGUGCGACCCGGGCAAUCCAUACCCGAGUCCAUGCAACCCCCCAUGUGACCCGUGCAAUCCAUGCCCCCCAUUAUAUUAAAACGAUAGAUUAUACGCAUAUUUAAAUCAAAUUGAAAUAUUUAGCAAAUUAAUCUGUUCGAUGCCAAAAUUGUUUGAAAAUAUGUGAUGAAAUUACUCUUACUUUGAAUGUCUUGAUGUGACAAUCAAAACUCACUCUACCUAACUAAUUGUAAAAAAAAU